GCAAAUUCCAGCAACUUUUAACCCCAAGUCCCGUCCGCCGCCAACCUCUUUAUCUCGGCCACUUUGACUUUUUGCCAUCCACUCAUCACCAGAACUCGUCUCUUGCAUCUCCGAUACCUAUCCUACAGAAACAACCAAACAAAUCAAGACAAAACAAAACAUCACAAUCACCACAUCCGCAACCAUGUUUUCCAGAUCUGUUCGCGCUGUUUCCGGCCGCGUUCUCGCCAACGCCGUCCGCCCUACCGUCAUGCCGGCUGCGCGCCAGAUUGCGCCCGCCGUUGCCGUCGUCGCCAAGAGGUCCUACCACGAGAAGGUCCUUGACCACUACUCGCGCCCUCGCAACGUCGGUACCCUCGACAAGAAGGACCAGUCGGUCGGCGAAGGCCUCGUCGGCGCCCCCGCCUGCGGUGAUGUCAUGCGUCUUCACAUCAAGGUCGACCCCGAGACUGGAGUCAUCAGCGACGUCAAGUUCAAGACCUUCGGCUGCGGCUCUGCCAUUGCCUCUUCCAGCUACGUCACCGAGCUCGUCCGCGGCAUGACCCUCGAGCAAGCCUCCAAGGUUAAGAACACCGAGAUUGCCAAGGAACUCUGCCUCCCCCCUGUCAAGUUGCACUGCAGCAUGCUUGCCGAGGAUGCCAUCAAGGCCGCCAUCAAGGACUACCGCACCAAGAACCCCCACGCCAUGCCCACCAACCUCGCUGGCACCGGCGCCAAGUUCGAGACUGCCCAGGCCGCCUAAAUUGGUCAUCUACUGACAUGCCAGCUUGGGAGGAUCAUAAUGGGGCGUGUAUGUUGAAGAAAGCUAAAAGUGGAUUUUGCACAAAGAGCCGCAAACCUUGAAAAGGUCGGCCAUGCAUGCGUCGUGGGGUUUGUUGUCUCUUGUUUCUCAUGGCGGGGGUUCUUGAAGGGGUUAUCAUAUCAUCCAUUAGCGGAGUCUCGGAGUUUUGGAUUGAUUUUGGUGGGUAGUUCUUCAUUCUUGUUGUCGUUGUUGUCGUUUGUUCAACACCACAACCACUUUUUUGGGCUGGUUUGUUGUUGGUUGCCUUGUCAUAACAGAGAAAAGCAAGCUCGUU
Messenger RNA from Neurospora hispaniola, 1076 nucleotides. Its product is annotated as iron sulfur cluster assembly protein 1, mitochondrial precursor. The record is from RefSeq and is a predicted model, not a curated record. Gene Ontology annotation, molecular function: 2 iron, 2 sulfur cluster binding; ferrous iron binding. The transcript is spliced from 4 exons. Gene Ontology annotation, cellular component: cytoplasm; mitochondrial matrix. Gene Ontology annotation, biological process: iron-sulfur cluster assembly; intracellular iron ion homeostasis. Bases 185 to 742 code for a protein of 185 amino acids. NCBI's taxonomy places the organism in Eukaryota, Fungi, Ascomycota, Sordariomycetes, Sordariales, Sordariaceae.